GUCAGAGUAACCAUAAUUUCGCACAAUUAACCUAUAAGCUGUCUCGUUAUCAUUUACUGACGCAUUAAACCAUAUAUUUCUUAUUACACAUGAUCUAAUAUUUUAAAUGCCAAUACAUUUUGGUUGUGGUUGUGGUUAAUACGUACAAAUACAAAAUCUUUAUCAUGCUUUAGUGGCUUUCACCCUGUUCAUAACUGAAUUUAUGCCAAACGCAUCAAAAGCUCGGCGUUUCUCACUUCAUAGUAAAAGUCCUGAGAAAUCUUUACGACAAGCACGAAUGAAAAAUGAUGCCAAUUCAAACGGGGCUCAUGUUUUAAAACAACCUCGACGCAUUUCUUAUAACGCUUUAGCACGGUCCAAAAAUUCCAUCGACAUUUCUGCAUCAAAAGGGGACGCGAGCAGUAAAGGAGUAAAAAAUGGUGCAAAUGUCACAGAAAAAAAUGAUGACAACUCUCAGAGUGUUAAAACUUUGGUCAUUCCAUAUUCGUACAAUGAACGGGAAGCAAACGUUACGAGAGGUUAUCAAAUCACAUCGAGUUUUGCUCCAGUUCCUUCGAAAGUGCACCAUCAGUUGACUGCAUCUUCAGAGGCAAACAACGAGGAAGCUGCAUUGAACUCAUUUUAUGCUUCUUCUCAACAACUAAAACAUUCCAUAUUUUCCACUAACUUUCUUGUACAUGGCUUGAACUUUGAAACGAAUAAAAACAACAAAGAGUUGCUUGAUUCUGAACCUGCUUCUAACAGCUUGAGAGAAAGGAUGGAUUCCGGAUCUCGAGCUGCACAUUGGUGGCAGCGUAACAGAACAGACGCAUUGGCGAUGGCCACCAUACAGUUGAAGAUGCCGAGGAAGGACAUAUGGAGGGCCCUAAUUGCCGAACUUAUCGGAACAUGCUUGCUUAUCAUCAUGGGCUGUGGAAGCAUUCUUAGUCUCACCACCCCCAAGGCUUUGGACCUCACAGGAAUCGGACUCUGCUGGGGGAUGACGGUAGCAACAUUAGCCCAGACUCUUGGGCAUGUCAGUGGAUGUCACAUGAACCCAGCCGUCAGUUUGGCGAUGAUGGUCACAGGCAAACUGCAGCUAAUCAAAGCCGGACUUUACAUUGGAGCACAGUGUAUUGGAGCAAUGAUGGGGGCUGCGGUAUUAAAGGCAUUAACUCCCGACGAGAUUGUGGGGGACUGGGGAAUAACAAAGUUGGGUCCUGGAGUGACCCCCCUACAAGGAUUUGGAAUUGAGUUUGUCGCCACAUUCGUUCUGCUUAUGGUCAUUUUUGGAGCAACUGAUGAAAACAGGACGGAUUUGAAGGGAUCAGCUCCACUUGCCAUUGGAUUAUGUAUCACUGCACUUGUCCUGUUUUGCGGUCCCUUUACUGGUGCCAGCAUGAAUCCCGCCCGCACAUUAGGACCUUCAGUGGUUGCCUCGCAUUUUGAUAACCACUGGGUUUAUUGGAUCGGUCCAAUCUCGGGAGCUAUCACUGCUGCUGUUCUUUACCACCAAAUCUUCCGGGCUUUCAGUCCUGAAGAAGUUGCCACCAUUCAGGCUGAAGAGGAUAUCAAGAAACGCGAAGGUGAUGCCAAGGAAGGUGCCGUCCCAAAUGUGUGAAUACUACUUUGCGGACCUGUUCCUCCGCAGUGCAUAUGUGAAUGACAUUGCAAUUUAGGAAUGCAUGUAUGCAUGUAUAUUCUAGACCAUUUGUGUGCAAGUGACCUUGUUGUAUCUCUAAUUGUAAGGACACAAGUAUUUAUGUAAUAUUUUUUAUAUUUGUAUGUUAUAUAAUUCCUGCAUUGUCUUAUUGGUUCAUAAUAAUUGUUUCCACAUGUCGUGUAUUUGCAGUUACCCACAUUAAUAAAAUAAUAUAUGCAUGCAUGUGCACAUGCCCUUUCGUACAGCUAUCUAAGUACACAGAACUCUGGCUUGAUAUUGAUUUGAGCUGUUUAAAUUUGAGCUUGUUUUAUGCACCAACAAGAAUUUUAUUGGAGAAAUAAAUUAUACGGCAGGCAUAUUAAAUAUUUAUGUGUUAUAAAUGUAUGGUAAUUUUUCAAAUACUAAAUUUAUGAUUGGUUGACCAAUAUAUUAUUAAAUAGGAAUUUAUCCAGUAAUAAAAUAGUACAGUGAUGUAGUUGUCUUUAAAA
Folsomia candida is the source of this 2130-nucleotide messenger RNA. Its product is annotated as aquaporin AQPAn.G. Lineage: Eukaryota; Metazoa; Arthropoda; Collembola; Entomobryomorpha; Isotomidae. Bases 203 to 1600 code for a protein of 465 amino acids. The record is from RefSeq and is a predicted model, not a curated record. Gene Ontology annotation, molecular function: water channel activity. Gene Ontology annotation, biological process: transmembrane transport. Gene Ontology annotation, cellular component: plasma membrane. The transcript is spliced from 8 exons.